Molecule: messenger RNA, 615 nt
Organism: Diaporthe amygdali
Lineage: Eukaryota; Fungi; Ascomycota; Sordariomycetes; Diaporthales; Diaporthaceae
Exons: 2
Coding region: 1-615 (204 amino acids)
Source: RefSeq, a predicted model, not a curated record
AUGAAGCUCUCAGUAUUCGCCCUCGCCGCCUUCACCGGCCUGGCUGCUUGCCAGUGCAUUUCAGCGAUCCCAGAAUGCGCACAGCAAUGCCUCCUGAUAGGGGCUUCUUCAGUCGGGUGCGGAGAGACGGACUAUUCUUGCCAGUGCACGUCGCAACACCAGACCGACAUCACAAACAACGCCACCACUUGCGUGCUCGCUGCAUGUGGUGAGCAAACCGCGCUGAACGAGGUCCUCCCAGCCGCCCAAGCGUUCUGCUCCGCCAUCAACGCCGGCGAAAGCUGCUCCUCGUCCAGCGGCGGGGGAAGCUCCACCACUGCAUCAUCCACCGAGUCUACCGGCACGGCGGCACCCAGUACUGGCUCCUCUGGCUCGGCCUCCUCCCCGAGUGCUACUUUGUCAACCACCAUCUCCGUGACAAGCUCCGGCACCGAGGCCAGCGGCACGACAGGGGGCUCGUCGACUGCCACUGGGGCCUCGACAACUGCGGCUUCUUCGGGCUCGGGCACUGCGACGGGGGCCAGCGCGAGUGCCUCGAGCACUGCUGGUGCGGCUACCGUGGGCUCGAUUGGGUCGCUCGGUAUCGCGGUUCUCGGAGCCCUUGUCAUGUUGUAA